AUGUUCUACAAGCAACAAGCAAGUCUUUGUGACGACGACGUAACAGGUAAUGCCCCAAUCCAGAACAGACAGUUCUGCAUAGAAGAUAUCGACGAAUAUCCACCAUCACCAAUCAUACCACUGACGCAAGCUGAUGUGCCAGAAACUACCGAUGAUGCUAGCACUGAGAGUGAAGACAACUGCCACGAAAACGAGGCAGUACUCAAUUGUUACUUCCACGUCGCCCAAGCCUUUGCCAAACGAUCGAGCUAUGUCAAGAAGAUGAAGUGCAAGACCUUCUCUGAUCCCAAGGGUACAGCUUACAGACAUGUCUGCAACAUCGCAAGCACAAAAACUGUGGAACAGAGAUCGGUGGUGACUCAGCUGUACUUGAAAGAUUGGAGGGAAAGCCGCGAUGAGAAGGCAGCUGCAGACCAUUUCGAAAAAGAGUACUGUCGCCAUCCAAAGUGGAAUUGGAAUUAUGCCUGCACCGGUGAGAUAGGCAUUUAUCCAACGAACUGUCCCAAUGAAAGCUUCAAUAGACAUGGAAUCAAGAGUGUUGCCACUGAUUGUUCGAAGAAUGCGUCUCUUGCUUCCUUUCUUGUUCACACUGCACCACGACUUUUGGAAGAAGACUCCCGAGCAAGAGCAGAUGCCUGCACUAUUGAAAUUCCCAGGACAGCAUCCUUAUUGGCUGUUGGGAUUACGGGCUUCGUGAGGGAAGGCAUUGACAUUGUCCAGUUGGGUGUUGACGAGUACGGCAAUCCAUCUAGCUGGUUAGCCAACUUACGUCACAAGAUUGGUGUGCCAAUCGACAAGGGACGAAUACGUAGAGUGCUCGCAUCGUUGGAGGGUGACACUCGACCAUUCGAAGAAACGUUGAAACUCCAGGGAGUGGCGUACCCAGAGAUGGUUGCAGACAUGAUGGUGGCAACCACAAAGAACGUCUGUCAUCUACAAUGGAAGCAGGGUAAAAUCGUUGGAGACUGCGAAGAUUGUGUCAAAUACCUUGGCUACACUUGUCCAGGAGCGAUCUUCCUGAGGAGCAAGUUCUCUCUGCUGCAGUGCAAAGUCGAAGUUCUUCGGAAGUCCGAUGCCAAUGCAAGAGGCGAUGCCGCCAAAGCUAGUGCCCGUGGGAACCCCAACAAGCUUUACCAGAGUGGGUUGUCGAAGAGCAGUAAGAGACGCUGUCUGUCAAAGAUGAUUGAGACGUUCGAAGGGUAUUUGGCGACUCUUAAUCAUCAGCAACUGUCACGUCUUGUUCUGUACCUUCGUCUGUACCCCAUGGAUUCGAAGUACCAGACCCCAUUGAAAGGAAAGUCAACAAAAGAUCUAUUGGAUACCCUUGUUUCCUUCCAUGACAACCCCACAGCUUACCGUGCAAUGCUGCUUGGACGUCAUAGCAGUAAGGAAACGUCGUAUGUAGUUGUGAAAAAGAUAGCACGAAAGCUGAACGAAGUGUCCAAGUCAAAGAUGCAAGGCAAAGAAAACACCACGUGA
Molecule: messenger RNA, 1479 nt
Organism: Seminavis robusta
Lineage: Eukaryota; Bacillariophyta; Bacillariophyceae; Naviculales; Naviculaceae
Source: the annotation of a GenBank genome assembly